Fomitiporia mediterranea MF3/22 is the source of this 1123-nucleotide messenger RNA. RefSeq names its product uricase. The record is from RefSeq and is a predicted model, not a curated record. Bases 97 to 1044 code for a protein of 315 amino acids. NCBI's taxonomy places the organism in Eukaryota, Fungi, Basidiomycota, Agaricomycetes, Hymenochaetales, Hymenochaetaceae. Gene Ontology annotation, cellular component: peroxisome. Gene Ontology annotation, molecular function: urate oxidase activity. The transcript has 6 exons. Gene Ontology annotation, biological process: urate catabolic process; purine nucleobase catabolic process.
CUUUCACCGCUUAACGCCCGUCCGCACUCACACACACAAUCGUACACGUCUUAAAGCACGCAAUUUUCUCAAUUGAAGCUUGAAACGGGAAUCAGAAUGCCUUUUAGUGGUGUAGAACUCUCAGCGGCACGGUACGGCAAAGAUAAAGUACGAGUUCUCCGAGUUGUGCGCGGCGAAGGAUGGCACGAUGUUGUAGAGUAUGAAGUAUGCGCGCUUGUGGAAGGUGAUAUUAGUACCAGCUACACGCAGGCGGAUAAUAGUGUUGUAGUAGCGACUGACUCGAUUAAGAACAUUACGUAUUAUAUUGCAAAGACUUCGGCAUUCGUACUCGUACCGGAGAUCUUCGGCUUACACCUUGGCGCUUUCUUGUUGGGCAAGUACGAGCAUCUGCAUCGCGCGUUCAUCACUGUUACGCAGCUGCGGUGGCAGAGGAUUACGGUUGAUGGUAAGAAACAUCCAAAUUCGUUUUGGAGAGACGGAGAUGAGAAGAGAACUGUGAAUAUCGAGAUUGACGCGACGCAAGGGAAGGACGCAAUGACGGCGAGGGUGACGUCUGGGAUCCGCGAUUUACUCGUGCUCAAAUCAACGGGAUCUGCGUUCAGCGGUUUCGUACGGGACGAGUUCACGACGCUCGUUGAGGUCGAUGACCGCAUCCUCUCGACCUCGAUUGACUUGCAAUAUGAAUUUGCAUCGAUCUCGCUCGGCGAACAUAAGUCGCUCGAGAAGAAGCUCGAGGAGAUUAAAAAAUCGCAUGAGUUUGACAGAUUUGCAGCGCGCGCACGCGAAAUAACGUUGGCAAUAUUUGCGAAGGAUGAGAGUGCGAGUGUGCAGGCGACGCUAUUCCGGAUGGCCACAGAAAUCAUCAAGGAGAAUCAGCACGUACAGCGCGCGUCAUAUGCAUUACCGAACAAGCACUACGUGCCUGUGGACAUGAAGUACAUCGGGGUGGACAACAUGACACCCGCAAAGGCGGAGGUGUUCUGCCCACUUGCGGCACCGAGCGGACUGAUAACUGCAAGCGUCGACCGCAGGGCUGCUGAGUAGAGUUUUUGCCUUACCUGAAUUUACUGUUGUUGUACCAAUAAAUACAUACAUACAAAAGCGGGAGGAUAAAAGGAGCAAG